UGAAGCAGCUAGGGAGGGCGAAUUCUCGCCGCCCGGAAGGGGCGUGGCUGAUGGGACCGUGGCGCUAUCCGCGUCCACAAGAUCCGGGGGGCGGAGCGAAGCCUUCCCCGCCACAGGGGCUCGCCCCGCCCUACUGCCACGCGAUUGGUGGACUGGCCCCACCGGAGAAGAGAUCUGGACGACCUGCUGCUGCCACCUCCAAUGGAAACCUAGACAAAGGCGGGUCCGGUGACUGAAGAAGCAUGGCGUGGAGACAGCUGAAAAAGCGGGUUCAAGAUGCUGUGAUUAUCCUGGGUGGUGGAGGGUUUCUCUUCACCUCUUACUUGACAGCCACGGGGGAUGAACAUUUCUAUGCCCAUCAGCUGAUGCCAGCUCUGCAGAGAUUGCUGGACCCUGAGUCAGCCCAUAGGCUGGCUGUUCGCUGCAUUUCCUUGGGCCUCCUUCCUCAAACUACAUUUCAAGACUCAGAUAUGCUGGAAGUGAGAAUCCUGGGCCAUAAAUUCCGAAAUCCAGUGGGAAUUGCUGCAGGAUUUGAUAAACAUGGAGAAGCUGUGGAUGGACUUUACAAGAUGGGCUUUGGUUUUGUUGAGAUAGGGAGUGUGACCCCAAAGCCUCAGGAUGGAAACCCUAAGCCCAGAGUUUUCCGCCUCCCAGAGGACCAAGCUGUCAUUAACAGAUAUGGAUUUAAUAGUCAUGGACUCUCAGUGGUGGAACAGAGAUUACGGGCCAGACAACAGAAGCAGGCCAGGCUCACAGAAGGUGGACUGCCACUGGGAAUAAACCUGGGAAAGAAUAAGACCUCGGAGGAUGCUGCCUCAGACUAUGCAGAGGGGGUUCGAGUCCUGGGCCAUUUGGCUGACUACUUGGUAGUCAAUGUGUCCAGUCCCAACACAGCGGGCCUCCGGAGCCUCCAGGGAAAAUGUGAACUGCGCCGCCUGCUGACCAAGGUGCUGCAGGAGAGGGAUGCUUUAAAGGGAACGCGUAAGCCAGCUGUGCUGGUGAAGAUUGCACCAGAUCUCACGACUCAGGACAAGAAGGAUAUCGCCAGUGUGGUGAGAGAGUUGGGUAUUGAUGGGCUGAUUGUCACGAAUACCACAGUGAGCCGUCCUACCAGCCUCCAAGGUGUCCUACGCUCUGAAACAGGAGGGCUGAGUGGGAAGCCCCUCCGAGAUUUAUCAACCGAAACCAUCCGGGAGAUGUAUGCCCUCACGAAAGGCAGAAUUCCCAUCAUUGGUGUUGGUGGUAUAAGCAGUGGAAAGGACGCAUUGGAAAAGAUCCGGGCAGGGGCCUCCCUGGUGCAACUGUACACCGCCCUCACCUACCAGGGGCCGCCGGUGGUGGGCAGAGUGAAGAGGGAGCUGGAGGACCUUUUGAAAGAACAAGGUUUUACCAGAGUCACAGAUGCCAUUGGAGCAGAUCAUCAGCGGUGAGGCUGCUGCCAGUGGGAAGCUUGAUCUGGAACCUUUCCACUAAAUCGGGGCAGCCUCUGUGACUGGCUGGAGAAGAGACUGACUAACUCCCCAAAUCACAGGAGCCCUUCCUUGGACACCCACCUAGACUCCAAAAGUCAGUGAGGGCACCAAAAUCGACACAAGGCUUUCUUCUCUCACUUGUCAGAGCAUGAACCACAAUUGUGGUUCUAGAUUCAAGCAAGGUGAUGGGGGUGAGGAUAAUUCAUUUAAAAUCUAGAUUUAGGGCUGGGGAGAUAACUCAGCCUGUUAGAGUGCCAGAGACUCCAGAUGCCACAUGAUCAGUCACCAGCUCCACCUAUGUCAGAGCUGACUAGUAUUCCACCUUCUUUCUUUCUACCCCUCUCCUCUCAUUUUCUCUCUUACAACAAAUAAAUAAAUCUUUAAAAAAUAUAUAUGGGAGGGAGUCGGGCGGUAGCACUGCAGGUUAAGCGCACAUGACGCAAAGUGCAAGGAGCAGCAGAAGGUUCCCAGUUUGAGCCCCCGGCUCCCCACCUGCAGGGGAGUCGCUUCACAGGCGGUGAAGCAGGUCUGCAGGUGUCUUUCUAUCCCCCUCUCUGUCAUCCCCUCCUCUCUUGAUUUCUUUCUGUUAUAUCCAACAAUGAUGACAUCAAUAACAAUGGUAACAAUAAAAAACAAGGACAAUAAAAGGGAAAAUAAAUAAAUAUUAUAGAUGUGUGUGUGUGUGUAUAUAUAUAUUAUAUAUUCUUUGUGUGUGUGUAUAUAUAUAUAUAUAUAUAUAUAUAUAUAUAUAUAUAUAUAUAUAUAUAUAUAUAUAUAUACACACACACACACACACACACACACACACAAAUAAAUUAAAUCUGAACUGAGGUGGCUAGGGAAGUAGCUGGUAGAAUGCAACUGAGGUUCCCAGUUGAACCCCUGGCACCACAGUAGUACUUUGGUUUCUAUCUCAUAUAUGACUUAUUUGAUUUAAAAUAAUAAAAUAAACCGGGGGGGGGGAGUAAACCAUGGAUUUAAACCUCUACCCUUUCUGGAGGGCCACAGCUUUGCCCAGAUGUGGCAGGUCCUUCCAGGCCACUGAUAAUCCGGUUUGUUGUCUCUGUCUGUUAUUUGUAGGAAAUAAGGCUACCUUGCACACAUAAGGUACCACUAAAUGAUCUCACUGGGUCUUAUUCAUGAUAUUCCCAUGUGAUCCCCAGGCUCAAACCCAAGAGUUUGUAUAGAGUAUAUUCUAUUGGUUGAAUUAUCUUGUUUCCCGGCUCUAUGGAAAGGUGGUUAUUAAUUAAAGAAAUUGAGAAA
Molecule: messenger RNA, 2735 nt
Organism: Erinaceus europaeus (western European hedgehog)
Lineage: Eukaryota; Metazoa; Chordata; Mammalia; Eulipotyphla; Erinaceidae
Gene: DHODH
Product: dihydroorotate dehydrogenase (quinone)
Exons: 9
Coding region: 243-1430 (395 amino acids)
Biological process (GO): pyrimidine ribonucleotide biosynthetic process; 'de novo' pyrimidine nucleobase biosynthetic process
Cellular component (GO): mitochondrial inner membrane; cytoplasm
Molecular function (GO): dihydroorotate dehydrogenase activity
Source: RefSeq, a predicted model, not a curated record